Eimeria maxima is the source of this 1173-nucleotide messenger RNA. RefSeq lists its product as hypothetical. NCBI's taxonomy places the organism in Eukaryota, Apicomplexa, Conoidasida, Eucoccidiorida, Eimeriidae. The record is from RefSeq and is a predicted model, not a curated record. Bases 1 to 1173 code for a protein of 390 amino acids. The transcript has 2 exons.
AUGAGAGACAAAUUGCUGCAGCAAAUAUAUAUAAGGACAAAAAAAGGAAUAAUUAAAUUAAAGGAUGUAUCAUUCACCAACCAUUCAAUACACAACAAGGAGACACUUAUAAUAAAGGAGACAAGCAACAAGGAGACAGUAAAGGAGACACUUAUAAUAAAGGAGACAAUAAAGGAGACAAUAAAGGAGACAGUAAUAAAGGAGACAAUAAAGGAGACACUUAUCAUCAAGGAGACACUUAUCAUCAAGCAGACAAUCAAGCAGACAGUAAAGGAGACACUUAUCAUCAAGGAGACAAUAAAGGAGACAGUAAAGGAGACAAUAAAGGAGACAAUAAAGGAGACAAUAAAGGAGACAAUAAAGGAGACACUUACAAAGGAGACAAUAAGGAAGGAGACACUUAUACAGGAGACAAUAAAGGAGACAAUAAGGAAGGAGACACUUAUAAAGGAGACACUUAUAAAGGAGACAAUAAAAAAGGAGACAGUAAUGAAGGAGACAGUAAAGGAGACAGUAAUAAAGGAGACAAUAAGGAAGGAGACACUUAUAAAGGAGACAGUAAAGGAGACAGUAAAGGAGACACUUAUAAUAAAGCAGACAAUAAAGGAGACACUUAUAAUCAAGGAGACAAUAAAAAAGGAGACACUUAUAAAGGAGACAAUAAAGGAGACAGUAAUAAAGGAGACAGUAAUAAAGGAGACAGUAAAGGAGACAGUAAAGGAGACACUUAUCAGCAAGGAGACACUAAUAAAGGAGACAGUAAAGGAGACAGUAAUAAAGGAGACACUUAUAAAGGAGACACUUAUAAAGGAGACAAUAAAGGAGACAGUAAUAAAGGAGACAGUAAUAAAGGAGACAAUCAAGGAGACAGUAAAGGAGACAAUCAAGGAGACACCUAUAAUAAAGCAGACAAUCAAGCAGACAAUCAAGGAGACAAUAAAAAGGGAGACAAUAAAGGAGACAGUAAUAAAGGAGACAAUAAUAAAGGAGACAAUAAAGGAGACAAUAAAAAAGGAGACAAUAAAGGAGACAAUAAGGAAGGAGACACUUAUAAUAAAGGAGAGAAUAAUAAAGGAGAUAAUAAAGGAGACAAUAAAAAAGGAGACAAUAAAGGAGACAAAAAAAAAGGAGAGAAUAAGAAAGGAGACAGUUAUAAUAACUAUGAGAGAUUAG